UAUUUUUGUUCUUGUUGGCGUUCAAACCCUAGCAUCAGCACCACACAAUUUCUUUUCCAUAGAUUCUCAAAACUUCAAAGAGUUGCUGAAUUAGGUUUUUUUUCUUCAAGUCAUAGAUUUCCCUUCUUCUGUGUUCCUUUGGAAAAUAUUUCCACAACAUGGAUGCUCAGAGAGCUCUUCUGGAUGAACUCAUGGGUUCAGCGCGUAAUUUAACAGAGGAAGAACGAAGAGGAUACAAGGAAGUUAUGUGGGAUGAUAAGGAGGUCUGCGGGUUCUAUAUGGUUCGGUUUUGCCCACAUGAUCUUUUCGUAAAUACUCGGAGCGACCUUGGUCCUUGUCCUAGGAUACAUGACCAGAAAUUGAAAGAAAGCUUUGAAAAGUCACCCAGGCAUGAUGCUUACGUUCCCAAAUUUGAGGCUGAACUUGCUCAGUUUUGUGAGAAAUUGGUAAUGGACUUGGAUCGACGUGUUAGGCGUGGACGAGAGCGUCUUGCCCAAGAGGUUGAACCUGCACCACCCACUCCACUGUCAGCCGAGAAGUCGGAGCAAUUAUCUGUGCUGGAGGAAAAAAUAAAGAAUUUAUUGGAACAGGUGGAGGCCCUUGGUGAAGCGGGUAAAGUUGAUGAAGCUGAAGCACUGAUGAGAAAGGUGGAUUCACUCAAUACUGAAAAAACAGCCUUGACUCAACAAACCCAAAAUGACAAGGUACUGAUGCUUGCUCAAGAGAAAAAAAUGGCCCUUUGUGAGAUAUGUGGUUCUUUUCUUGUAGCAAAUGAUGCUGCAGAGAGAGUUCAGUCUCACGUCACAGGUAAGCAGCACGUUGGUUAUGGUAUGGUCAGAGAUUUCAUCACUGAGCACAAGGAAGCAAAGGAGAAAGCAAGGGAAGAAGAAAGAUUAGUUAGGGAGAGAGAGGCAGAAGAACGGAGGAAGCAGAGAGAAGAGCUUGAGAGAAGAAAGAGAAGUGGCUCUAGUGACGACAAAUAUCGUGACAGAGAGCGAGACAGGGAUCGAGAUAGGUAUCGCGAACGAGACCGAGAUCGUGUAAGGUCUAGAAGAGGUGGCCGUGAUGAAAUAAGAGGAAUGGAUUGGAGGUCUAGGAAUGGAAGAGAUGGAGGUAGAGAUAGGUAUCGCGAUCGGAGCAGGUCAAAAUCCCCUGUAAGACGUGGUCCCAGGAGAUCAUCUAGAAGUCCAGUGCGCCCAUAACUAUGAACUGUGUUGGUGGGAGGUCUGAGCUUUGGGACUAAUUGAGCUGUGUUGACUGUAUCAUCUCCCUUUCAUCAUUAUUAUUAGAGGAGAAAAGGGUUGAGGUAGGUACUUUUUUUGUGACUUCUUCAAGUAUAGUUUGACUUUUGAUUUGCACAUUUUUUAUAAUAGAUUCUUAUAAAAGACAGUUCAACGUCUCUUCUACUUUUUCAUAUUGGGUGAGCUUGCACUACUUCGGUGUUUGUCACGUGUUUAAUAGGCCAGGACAAAAUAUAUGCAUAUUUGACUACUGCUGAGAGGGCCGACGUUUAUUUUCUCAUUUUUGAGGUAACAUUAUAAAUCUUAUCUCUUUCUUAAGACCAUUUGAUCAACAAUUCAUGUUAUCAACCCUGCAUCCGAGGUGUAUUUUGGUCUUCAAAUGAUAUGUAUAUUACUAGUGAGCGUGAUUAUUUGUUGCCCAUGUUUUCUAAAGUAUAUAUAUUAUCUGGUGUUGAGAAUAGAAUCUAGGGGAACGUGGGUAGUAUUAGCAUCAUGGUGGAACAUGCCUUGUUCUUUUUUUAGCAGAAUGGAAGUUUGUAUUACAUAAAUGGAGCUCGAUAAUACCUACUAAAAGGAGGUAUAACUUUUAUUGAGUACAGUGCUUUCCGCAUCCAAAUUCUGGUUUCGUGAAAGAAGUGGGAAGAAGUAUGAGAUAGCUUCAUGAAAUGUGCAACUUUAUGUGGUGCUUGAAGGUAAAAUUUGAUUGUUAAUCUGUAAAAUAGCAUGAUCUUUAAUCCAUACAGUUUGCAGGAAGUGUAUUGGGCAUUUUUUUCGGUAGCCUGCCUGUGGAACAAACUCGGUAAGGAAUGAUCCGUGCAGGGAAUUUAUUUUGCGAAGUAGAUGGUAUUUGCUGAACCAUUUGAAUGCGCCAAUAUGGUAAUUUCCAAACCAUUUGAUUCGCGUUGAUAUGGGAACUUUGGAGAUAUAGGUUCUGUGUCACGUGUUCGAUACUUGCUGAAGUUCAUCCCUUUAUUGAUGGGAAUCUGAGAAAUUGUUUUAGAACAUUGGGGACAAGUUAACAGAGCAACUGUUGUUUCUUUUGUUCUCAAACUUUGUCUAUAGUUGUCCAUUUUCGUCUUCAAUCAAAUAAGUAAGAAGGCCAGAUGGUUGAUUUCUUUGUUCUUAAA
This is a messenger RNA of Benincasa hispida (wax gourd), 2368 nucleotides long. Its product is annotated as LUC7 N terminus domain-containing protein. Gene Ontology annotation, cellular component: U1 snRNP. Gene Ontology annotation, biological process: mRNA splice site recognition. Gene Ontology annotation, molecular function: mRNA binding. The record is from RefSeq and is a predicted model, not a curated record. Lineage: Eukaryota; Viridiplantae; Streptophyta; Magnoliopsida; Cucurbitales; Cucurbitaceae.